This is a messenger RNA of Oenanthe melanoleuca, 1929 nucleotides long. Its product is annotated as alpha-internexin-like. The record is from RefSeq and is a predicted model, not a curated record. Gene Ontology annotation, cellular component: postsynaptic intermediate filament cytoskeleton; intermediate filament; axon. Lineage: Eukaryota; Metazoa; Chordata; Aves; Passeriformes; Muscicapidae. Gene Ontology annotation, molecular function: structural constituent of postsynaptic intermediate filament cytoskeleton. The transcript has 3 exons. Gene Ontology annotation, biological process: neurofilament bundle assembly. Bases 974 to 1597 code for a protein of 207 amino acids.
GAGGAGGCAGUGGGAGCCCGGUGGGCUCUGAGCCUGGGCCGUGGCAGGGAAGGGGCUGCAGCUUCCUGAGAGCUGACCCACUGGCAGCCCCCUCCCUGCCAUGGAGAGCCCCCCAGGACCACCCAGGAAGGGAGGCCGUGCCCCUGUGGUUGGACUCAAAGCUUCACCAAACCCCACCUGGAGCAGUGCUGUGGGCAGCCCCCUGCCUGGACCCCCAGGAGCCCAGGGAUGGGCCUCCACACCCUGUGGACCUCUGCAGCCCCCUGCCUGACCCCCAGGAGCCCAGGACUGGCCCCUGCACCCCACGGAUGUCUGUAGCCUCCUGCUCAGACCUGUGGGAGUCAAGGACUGGGCCACUGCACCCCAUGGACACCUGCAGCUCCCUGCCCGGCCCCACACCUGGCAGGGUUCUUCAGCUCCCCCACCAGCAGCUCCGUGGGUCAUGCUGGCUCCCUUUGGGCCCCACAGCCUCCAGCCCACCUGGAGCAGGGCAGGGCGUGGACCUCCCAUUCCUGGUGCUGGAAGCCCCCCACCCUGACAGCAGGGUCUGCACCACCUGCACCACUUGCCUUAUCCCGGUCGGAGUUUGCCACCUCCGGCUUCUCUCUGUGCUUUCCGGGCUGGACGAAGGACGUGGCCACCCCGGCCCCACCCCGUGGUGGGACAGACUGAUGGUCUGGGCCCCUGCCCCCCCACGCAGUGGUCUGUCAGCUCCCUGUGCCUGGACACGCCCUUGCAGCCCCCGCCAUGGACUCGGGUGCCCCCCAUGCUGAUGGAUUGCACCAGUCCCUGAGUCCCCCCGGGACUGCCGUCACCUCCCCCAGACUGAGCCUUGGUGUGACCCACAGGACACUCGUGGGGCGCAGAGGGGCUGAAUCCCCCUUCUUCUGGCAAAUCUCUGCACCCCCUCCCCGGUGACCCCCUCAGUGGGGGCUCCCCCCGCCAGGACCAUCCGGCUCAACUCCAGCCUCUGAUGAUGAUGAUGGAGGCAAUGAAGGGGGUGGAGGGGAUGACAGCGGUGACCUUGACCCUGAACUCGACCUUGUCCCCCACCCCACCGCUCUCCACGAUGCUGCAGCCCCUCACCCCACUUUUGGGGGACAGGCUUCUGCCGGCUCCCCCUCUCCGUUGCUACCGGGAGGAGCCGGGCACCCGGUACCGGCGGGAUUGGCUGCGGUUCCGUGACGCGGAGGGGUGGAACCGCAUUACCACCGGGAUGAGCGCGGCCGAGGGCCGGCCCCGGUGCCGGUGGGGCGGCGGCGAGGCGGUGCUCCGUGCCCGUGCCGAGGCCGCCGGUUACCGGAGGCUGCUGCGAGCCCGAGCCGCCGAGGUGGAGGCGUUGCGGGGGGCGGUGGGCGCGUUACACCGGCAGCUGGAGGGGCUGCGGGACCGGCGGAGCGGGGAGCUGGCCAAGUACCAGGAGCGGGUGGCGGAGCUGGAGCGGGAGAUCGGGGCGGCGGAGGCGGAGAUGGCCCGGUGCCUGCGGGAGUACCCGGCGCUGCUGCGGCUGCGGAUGGCGCUGGAGGCGGAGAUCGCCGCGUACCGGGAGAUGCUGGAGAGCGAGGAGCUGCGCCUGGGCGGCCUGGCCCCGCCGUGACCGGACCCCCGGAGCCCCGGUCCUGCCGUUACCACUGGACCCCCGGGACCGGAUCCUCAGCCCCACUACCGGACCCCGGUUCCUCUGCCGGACCCCAAACCCCCCACGGUUCCUUGGGACCCUCUGGACCUCUCUGGACCCACGGAGCCCCGGUCCUUCUGCCCCCACCCCGUUCCACGGGUCCCCCGGACUUCUGCGUGCCCCCCGCCUGCCCCGGGACCCCCGGGAGGGCAUCGCCCGUGGGGACACACAGUCACCAGCCUCUCCGGGGUGGGGGUCCCGGCCCAGACCCGUGUGGAAGCACCUCAAUAAAGCCCCGUGGCAUCACCCGG